UUGUACCCGACCGUCAGAUCGAUAGAUCGACAAGUAAAGCCAUCACUGGAGGAGUCGAUACGACAGGAGCGCGGAGGCCGUGUAUUCAAGCCGCUCAAUUGAUUGCGAAGGAAAUAUUUACUUAAGGAAAAGUUUUAUAAACACCGAUGACAAAUACUGCCUUGGAUUAGCAAAUAGCAAGGAAUUUAGCCUGGGGAACUUGAAAUAGCCUCAGAACAGGGAAUCUCGCCGCGAGCUUAUCCCCUCUAGUACAGAAAUAGCGGGGACACGAUUUAUAAAGCGGAUUACCCAGCAGUUAACGAGGAAAUACACCGUACAAGAGUACAUUAGCGAAGCGACAUCAGCAGGCACCUGACGAAAGACUUUCAGAUCUAUAUAUAUUUACUUAUAUAUAUAUAUGUACUUAUAUUAUUGUCAUGUAGACAUUACGGACAUUAACAGAUUAAUUAAAGAUCAAAUCGUGUUAAUUUGAGGGAUGUGGCGGAUUUGAAAGGCGGUGUAUUUAGUUACAUAUAAAUGCUACAAAGCAAAUAAUUAAAAGGAUUAAUAUUUAAGCCGGUAUAGACCUAUUGGACAAGAUCCGAGGAUUAUUUUCGUCGAAUGUGGUGGAUCUAAGAAACAUGUCGGUGAAUAACUGCAAUAUUCAAGCGCAACUGACCCCCUCCACCCGACUGCCGAGUAUUAAGGAGGACCAAGAGAAAGUUCUUCAAUCCAACUUCCGUAGUAAUCGGAACCCUACAGACCUGGACCUUACACUCAUAGCGGCAGAAGCGGGACUUUCCGAAGAAAACGUCAAGUUGUGGUAUCAGCACCGUUUGGCGUGUUGGCGGCAACAGCAAGGACUACCCGCCAAUUCUCGCUCCAUCAUGGACUGAUGACGUUACACCACGCGGUGACAAGGACUUUCGUUUGGUGCUUCUGCUUCAGAGUGUGGCGGAUUAACAUUACAUACGAUAUACAGAAUUUUAAAGACUUAGAUGCUACAGAAAAAAAUUACAGCACGCAUGGUUGCUGCCUAUUGGUGAUUCAACUCGUUAUCACAAAUCAUUCUUUCAUUCCAGUAAUUUAUGUGUUCCCUUUUCUUCAUCAUACCCCCCCCCCCCCUCCCCGCACGAGUCCCAUUUACCAGGGACACCUAUAUACUAAUAGUAUAUACGUCCCUGCAUUUACUGAUGUAUUGACCCAGCUCAGUUAAAUUUAGGACAUUGCAAGAGCUGUGAAAUAUUCGCUGUUACGCAAGUAGUAUUGUGUUGUUUGUGUCACUUUUUGAGAGAUGUACAUAUUAAACUUGUUGAGAGAUA
Molecule: messenger RNA, 1301 nt
Organism: Saccostrea echinata
Lineage: Eukaryota; Metazoa; Mollusca; Bivalvia; Ostreida; Ostreidae
Product: homeodomain-only protein-like
Exons: 2
Coding region: 621-875 (84 amino acids)
Biological process (GO): cell differentiation; regulation of transcription by RNA polymerase II
Cellular component (GO): nucleus
Molecular function (GO): DNA binding; DNA-binding transcription factor activity, RNA polymerase II-specific
Source: RefSeq, a predicted model, not a curated record